AUGUGGGGUGAUGAUGGUGAUGACAACGGAGGCCGUUUUGCGUCUCGUCCUUACUCGGGAGAUGACCUUGGGAGGGGUAGACGAAGAGAAUUUCGAAGGGAUGGGACCAGAGGACAAGGAAGAGGAGCUGCAACGUGUCGAGACAACGUUAUAUGGAGAAGACAGAAGAGGGAAGGAAGUCAUGAUAGAGGAGACCCCAUGAUGGCUAAAAGAUUUAGGGGAGAAAACCUCCAAAGACGAGGAAGUGACACAGAAGUUGAGAGAAAAGGGGGGAAUGAUGGAGAUAGGGGAGCUCAAAGGGAAGUUAGAGACGAGAGAGACGGUACCAGAGGAGGCCCAUUCCGCCAGCGCUACAACAGGCAACACGACGGACAGCGAGGCGCUCGGGCUAGAGGCCGCUGCCAAAGAGGGGACCACGUGGAUCAGAACGCAGCUAGAUCUAGAAGAGAGGACUAUCGGACACAGGAAAAUAAUAGAUAUGGACAGACCCAAGGAAGAUACCGUAAGAACCAAGGUAACUUCGGACCACUAAGUUCCAGACUGCUCAUCGAAAUACUUGAGAAAGACCCUUCUGAGGCCGCUACAGAACUUGGGUCCCUGAAAGGAAACCUUCAAGCCGGUCUCAAUGAAGACUCGAUGGAUGAGGUACGACAACAUCUCUUUUGGGAUGCUCUAGCAUUUAUGUGCGGAGCUCUAGGUGCAGAACAAACAGUGAUCAUGCUGCUGACAAUGACCAUGGAUUCCAAACUCUGUCGUCAGCAUUUACUCACGUUUUUGACCAAAGUCAGGCGUCCAGAAGAGAAAAUCGACGAAAGGCGGUUAAACCUUUUGAAGAAUGUCACCAUUGUCUUCCUCUCAGCCAUGCAAAGUUUACCAAGCCGUGCUUCAGAUCUCAAAGUUGCUGUUACUCUCAUGUCCGAUGCUGUAUCAGACAUGGAUAAAGACGACAAACGUGAUGACAUCAUGAAGUCAAUUAAGUCUGUGAGUAAUCACAUUGAGGACAUUGAAAAAGAAAGGGAUACAAAAAGACAGAUGGACCGCAUUUCUAAGAACCCACCCCCUGACGACUUCCGCCAGCAAGACAUUCUUCCCACUGUCAAGGAAUUGCAACCCGGAUAUCAGCCGUUUCUCCGCCCUCAUCUGACUAGGGGUGUAUAUGCCGAUGCAGAUCACUACCUGGAUGUUCAGUUCAGACUCCUGAAGGAAGACUUCAGCUAUCCUCUUCGCAAUGGGAUAUCAGAGUACUUAACUUUUAAGAAGGCCAACCCUGACAGAAGGGCCAAACUUCAGGAUGUCCGAAUCUACGAGGAAGCUCACUACAUAAAAUCUGUCCUUGAUUUCUCCGGAAUUUCACAUUACAUGGCUUUCAAGAAGUUACCCCAUGUCCGAUGGCAUUCGACAAAACGACUCAUGUACGGAUCAUUGCUCAUCCUAUCAACGGAUGAUUUCAAGUCUUUCAUAUUUGCUACAGUGGCCAAUCGGGACGUAGAAGAUCUAGAAAAGGGAAUGGUAGCCAUAGCAUUGGUCGACCGAGAAGAUGAAGAUGAAUCAUGUCUACUGAAUAAAAGUUUUGUGAUUGCAGAGUCAUCUGUCUUCUUUGAAGCUUAUCGCCCAGUUCUCCUGGGUCUCCAGCGAAUGUCUGGUCCAUGCUUGCCGUUUUCCCAAUACACUUUGAGCAUGUGUCAUGAUGUAAAGCCACCCAGGUAUCUCCAAGAUCGGACGGUAACUGAAGACGGUGAAAUGUUCAUCAAUUCAUGUAGUAUCGAUAUCUCACCUUUGCUGAAAGACAUAGAAGGAUGCUCUCCAACAAUUGACGUGCUUGACGAUGGUGCUUGGCCCGAUAUCGACGAUGUACAGCUCGACCAAUCACAAUAUGAAGCUGCCAAGACAGCUCUCACCAAAGAACUCUCUGUCAUACAGGGUCCACCAGGUACCGGCAAGACGCACAUAGGUCUGAAGAUCAUAGAGACUCUUCUCCUUAACAGAGAAGUCUGGUCAAGUAAAGAAAACCCAAGCCCUAUCUUACUCGUGUGCUACACAAAUCAUGCGCUAGAUCAGUUUCUGGAGGGGAUCUUAACAUUCCAUCCCACUGGCAUCGUACGAGUUGGAAGCCGUAGCAAGAGUGAGAAGUUGCAGUCCUUCAACCUUAAUCGGAUGGUUGGUCGGUGGGGAAUACACGAUGAAGAGUACGUUCAACGAAGGAUUCGUCAUGUCAAGAAAGAAGUUGGCGCCGCAAAAAGGCGUGUGGAGAGAACGCAAGCCAGGAUAGAGGGUGCAAGAAAUGGGAUCAUCAGCGAGUACGAACUAGACCCUUUCAUGUCACGGCAGCAUUACAACAGCCUCCUGCGUUUUUCCCAUUUGAAACAGUUAAACUCCUGGCUCGUAGAGUGGCUUCUCUGUGAAUGUCAAUAUGACAGGGAUUGGAACCAGAAAGCAAAACAGGAUACACUAGAACAGAGAAAUAAUCAGCAAGAAGAAGAGAGUGGAAAAAUCACAAAGCAUUAUCCUGUGGCAAACAGAGCAACAGUCGAGGUAGAAUAUGAACGAAGUGCCAUCGAGUCUGACAGAAUGUUUGAUGACGAAUAUGGUGAGGAAGGUUCUGAUGAAGAGGAAAACGAAGGCUACCCUUUCCUUGGCCUUAACUUAGAUGAUCUGAACAAAGCAGAGGACGGUAACUUGCGGAGGUUCGUCCAAAGGAAGAUGUCUGGCAAAGAUGUCAUCGAUCCACGUGCUCUUCAAUUAAUGGAUGUCUGGAGUAUGCGUCCAAAUGAUCGAUGGGCACUUUACCAUGUUUGGUUGCACAACUAUCUGCAACAGUUGAAAGGGAAACUUCCAGCAAAUGUGCUUAAAUUCAAGCAACUUUGUGGUCAGUUAGAUGAAGCAAAACACGUACAGAAAUACCAAGUCCUUCGACAGGCAACUAUAAUCGGUAUGACUACAACUGGAGCAGCCAAUCACCAGAAGGUUUUGCAUAGAGUCCGCCCAAAGAUCGUAGUAGUAGAGGAAGCAGCUGAGGUCCUGGAGGCACACAUCAUCACGGCAUUAAAUGCAUCAUGUCAACAGCUCAUUCUCAUCGGUGAUCAUCAACAACUUCGACCGAAACCGAACGUGUACUACCUGGCCAAGAAGUAUCAUCUGGACGUUUCAUUGUUUGAAAGACUAAUCAAAAAUGAAUUUCCUUACUCAAAACUUAAGCUGCAAUAUCGGAUGCGUAUCGAGCUGUCGGAUCUGAUGAGAAGGAACUUCUACGACAGCCUUCAUGAUCAUGACACGGUGAAGCGAUACGAAAGUGUGAAAGCAGUUAAAAACGAUAUCUUCUUUCUAGAUCACGCGGAACCAGAAGAUGACAUGGAAGAUACUCAGAGCCACUACAAUCUCCAUGAGGCCAGACUCGUAGUAGCGUUGUGUUACUACUUCCUGCAGCAGGGGUAUGAACCUGAUAAGGUUACAAUCCUCACAGCUUAUACAGGUCAGCUACUGAAAAUCAAGCAGAUGAUGGAUCGUAGCCAGUUUGAGGGAGUCAACGUUAAUUCAAUAGACAACUACCAAGGAGAAGAGAAUGAUAUCAUUAUUCUGUCCUAUGUGAGGAGCAACAGUCAUGGUCAAAUUGGAUUCUUGGGGAUUUCGAACCGAGUCUGUGUCUCCUUGUCAAGAGCGAAGAUAGGGCUCUACUGCGUUGGAAACUUCACCCUCUUUGCAGAAAAGAGUGAGCUAUGGAAGGGCAUAGUAAAAGAUCUAGAAGCAAUGCGAUCUAUCGGAGAUUCCCUUACGCUGCAAUGCACCAAUCAUCCAGAAGAGGGGACAGCGGUGAAAACUGACGAUGACUUCAAGAAGGUACCAUUAGGAGGAUGUAGUAGAGACUGUGAUACCAUGCUUGACUGUGGACACGCUUGUCGAUUAAAGUGUCACCCAACGGAUCUAAAGCAUCUCAUCUACAAGUGCAAGGAUCCUUGCUCCAAGCUGAAGAAGGGCCCGUGCGAGGACUGCGACUUAGAGAAGGCUGAGCAGGAGAGAGCCCGCUCAGAGACUUCUGCCUGGUCAGCGAGAAGACGUAAAAUAAAGAACACACCUUGGAGGAUAGAACAUGGGAGAGGUGGACAUCGGGUCGGCUACCAAGGUGGCAAAGAAAGAGGGGGGCGAGGAGAUGACAGGGCAGGAUGGAGGAGAGACAGGGACGAAGGCGGAGGACGUCGAGAUAGGAGAGUGGAAGAAACAGGAAGAUGGAGAGACGGAAGGGAUGCCAAAGCAGGUGACUGUGGAGCGGGGGGAUGGAGAAGGGAUAAGGAGGAAGACGGAAAAGAUCCCCAUCGGAGAAGAGGCGAACAGGGAGCAAGGGAAGGAGGAAUAGGCAACCGCCCCAGAGGAGAAGAACAGGAACAUGACGAUGCUGGAGCUCAGGGAAAUGGGAAUCGACGCGGCGAACCUCACCACAACCAAGCAAGGGGCCCUCGUGUGGUUCGUCCUCUAGGCUAUAAAACACUGGAACAGCUCCUUUCAAAAGACCCCGACGACGCAGUACAAGAGUUAGGUUCUCUCAAGCAAGGUCUGGGCAAGCUUCUAGAAAUGACGGAUAUACGCUAUGACCUGAUCUCGCUAUUGUUUCAGGUUUUUCACCAUGUCUGCCAGGCGCAGGUGUCUAAUGAAACUAUCAACAUGCUGUUAGGUAUGCUCGGAAGGAACCACUUCAUCAGCAGGCAUCUCACCCUCCAUCUCAUUGCGAUGAGGACCGAGAGAAGCGACACAAGACUGCGGGUUAUGCCUAGAUGCAUUCAUGACAUCGCAAAUGUCCUGUCACAGCUACAGCAACGCCUUCCAAGGUACUUGACAGAUGUUGAAGUUGCUGCGACACUCCUAAAAGAUGCUGUCAGAUACGCAGAGAAAAGAAAAAUACUUGUCAAUGAGACAAUUCAAGAAGAGGUACGCCAACUUGUGAAAUUUCAUGAGACAAUCCAACAGGAAAUGCUGAAGAAGCCUUAUGCGGACAUCGAACCCACACCACCUCCUCCAGAUAAUUUCCGUGAGCAUAGUGUGUUUCCAAACUCCAAUGAACUGACAGAUUCCUUUCGUCCUUACCUUCGAGCAAACAUUAAAAAGGGAAAGUAUGAAAGUGUCGAACAUUAUCUUGACGUCCAAUUUCGACUUCUUCGAGAAGACUUUGUCCGCCCACUUAGAAAAGGCAUUAGUGAAUAUAUAUCAACAGCUCGACCAGGAAAGCACGACAAACGCUACGAAGACGUUCGUAUAUAUUAUGAUGUAACACUGGAUGAACCACUGUACUCACAAAGUGGAGUUACUUUCAGGAUUCACUUCGAUGAGUCUAAACUCAAAGGCGUUCGUUGGCAAUCGUCGAAGCGACUGAUCUAUGGUUCACUCGUCAUCUUGUCACCUGAUGAUUUCAAGACCCUCGUCUUCGGCACAGUUGCAAACCGAAAGCUUGAUGAUUUGGCCAAAGGCUUCAUUGAAAUCAAGCUCGAGAGGGACGAAGAAAUUGCAGAGAUCUUCACUGAAAAGACAUUCAUCAUGGCAGAGUCUUCAGCAUACUUCGAAGCUUACCGACAUGUCCUGAGCCGCAUACAACAUGUCACUGAGCAAUCAAUGCCCCUAGCUGACUACAUCAUCUCUGCUUCACCAAAUAUUCGUCCACCUGCCUACAUCCGGAACGAUCGCUCCGUUGAAUAUGACCUAUCACCCAUCGUCUCUGGUGAUGUUCCAAACGCAAAGCAAACUGCAAUGCGUAUAAAGACCGUGAGAAUUCUCGAUGAUCGUGAAUGGACGAGACUAGGGAACACUGGUCUUGACGAGUCCCAGCUUAGCGCCGUGAAAGCAGCACUUACUCAAGAGAUGACGGUCAUACAAGGCCCACCUGGCACUGGAAAAACCUACAUCGGGUUGAAGAUAGUUCACACUCUUCUCGAAAACAAGCGCAUUUGGAAAGAAGCUCAAGUUCUAGGACUGGCCGGACACGCAGACCGUUCAAACAAACCAAUCCUACUCGUCUGCUAUACAAACCAUGCUUUAGAUCAGUUUCUGGAAGGAGUUGCAGAUUAUAACAGUGAAGGUAUCGUGAGAGUUGGUGGCCGAAUUUCUAGCGAGGUUCUGAAGCGGUUCAACCUCAAUUCACUCAGGAGCUCAAAGCUUCGAGAAGAGACACCUCGACACGUGAGACGUAGAAUUGGGGAGGUUCAUGGAGAAAUCGAAAGUCUUGGGAGAGAAGUCAAAGGCCUUCAGAACAAGCUUAACCAUACGAAGAAGGGCCUACUUCAUGAAAGAGUACUUAUGAAGCACAUGACUGACGCACAAGAAACCAGCCUUAACCAAGGAAACAUCUUUGAAGAAGGUGGCAAAUCAUUCCUUGUCCAUUGGCUCCUCGGUGAUAUUCAGAUGACAUUUCCAUCUGAGGAGCUUGAUGUACCUGAAGAUAACGAACCACCAAAUGAAGAAGAAAAAAACGAAGGAGAAGGAGAGCUCAAUAUCUUAGAGGAGGCGGAUGUUCUUGACGAGAUAAGACGCCUGGACGUUGACUACACACGAGAUAGACUAUUCACAGGCGAUGCGAAUGCUAAUUCCGAUGAUGACACUUUGGCUUUUCGACUUGACGAUCUUGACAACUUGGAUGUCGGAGGGUGGCACCAAGACAAACGGGAGCUCAGCAAUAGGAAGCACAACUUGGAAAGAAAGCUCAGGAGUAAUGAAAGAAUGUCCGACAAAGAGGCAAACACCGUUAGGGACGUCUGGGGUCUUGGAGAAGAUAAGCGAUGGAGAUUAUACAGAUAUUGGGCUCAUUUACAUCGCCAGGAGUCUCAUCGUCAGCUCGUGGAUAUGCAACGGCAAUUCACAAAUGUUUGUCAGGAGCUACGCGAGGCACGCAGUCAAGAAGAUUUUGAGAUCCUCAAAAAUGCCUCGGUCGUUGGAAUGACAACGACUGGAGCUGCAAAGUUCCAUAUGCUACUUCAGAGAAUCCAGCCGAGAAUUGUGGUGGUCGAGGAAGCUGCAGAGGUCUUAGAAGCCCAUAUUGUGACUGCAUUGACUGAGUCAUGUCAACAUCUGAUAUUGAUCGGAGAUCACCAACAACUUCGGCCAAGUCCUACGGUCUUCAAAUUAGCUACGCAGUAUAACCUGGACAUAUCUCUGUUUGAACGUAUGAUCAACAAUGGGGUUCCUCAUCAGCGCUUGAUCAUACAGCAUAGGAUGAGGCCUGAAAUUUCUCGACUCAUGAGGAUGGAAAGAUUGUACCCAUAUCUCCAAGAUGAUGACUCUGUGAGGGUGUUUGAUGAUAUCCAUGGGGUUAUGAAGAACAUCUUCUUCAUUCAUCAUGAAAUAGCAGAAGACUUUGUGGAUGAAAUUAAGAGUCACUCCAACAUUCACGAGGCCAAGUUCUUGGUAGGACUUUGUAGGUACUUCUUGCAGCAGGGCUACCUUCCAGAGCAGAUCACCAUCUUGACUACCUAUUCCGGUCAACUCUUUGCCUUCAAGAGUAGGAUGAAAAAGAGUGACUUUGAAGGUGUCCGAGUUGCAACAGUUGAUAACUUCCAGGGAGAGGAAAACGACAUAAUUCUACUCUCUCUCGUUCGCAGCAACAAGGAGGGAAGUAUUGGUUUCUUAAAGAUCGACAACAGAAUCUGCGUAGCGCUCUCGAGAGCAAAAAAGGGUCUCUACUGCAUCGGAAAUUUCAAACUACUCGCACAACAAAACCCAAGUGGGCCAAACUUGUGGAGGGAAAUCGUGAAGGACGCUAACAUCUAUGGUACCAUCGGAAAAUCCCUUGUGCUUCAGUGCAGAAAUCACAUUGGGACACAAAAUGAGGUAUCAAGUGAGGCGGAUUUCUCAAAAGUCCCAGAAGGAGGUUGUUCCUUACCAUGUGAGGCACGUCUUACAUGUGGUCAUGUUUGCCGAAUGCCAUGCCACACUACUGACAUGAAACAUGAGAACCACAAGUGCCGUCAAAAGUGUACUCGGACAAUUUGCCCCUUAGGUCAUCGAUGCAUGAAACAGUGCUACCAGCCUUGUGACACGCAGUGCAAAAAAUCUGUCGAUAAGACACUGCCUUGUGGUCACCUUCAGAAAGUGCCUUGCUACAACAGCAGCUCAGAAGUAAUUUGUGAAUCUCCAUGCAGCAGGAGACUGGAUUGCGGGCAUGAAUGCAAGGAGCCCUGUGGAAAGAGCUGUACAAUGUUUUGCGAAGAAAGAAUUCGUCGAUCUGACUUUCCUUGUGGCCAUAAUGUCCUCGUCAAAUGCUCUGCUGGCCCCGAGUCCUGUUCGGAACCAUGUGAUAAGAUUCUGAGCUGUGAACAUCCAUGCAAGGGCUCAUGCGGCAAGUGCCACCAAGGACGUCUUCAUGCAUUCUGCCGAGAAAAAUGUGGUCGUACACUCAUCUGUGGUCACCCUUGCCGGUCGACAUGUGCUGCGGAUUGUCCACCGUGCUCAAGGAAGUGCGAGAACAGAUGUCAACAUAGCAAAUGCAAGAAAAAUUGUGGAGAACCUUGUGUCCCGUGUGCAGAGAGGUGCAUCUGGCGAUGUCAACAUUUUCGCUGUGGGGCACAAUGUGGAAAACCAUGCGACAGACGUGCUUGUAAUGACCCUUGUACACUCCUGCUGAAGUGUGGUCACCCUUGCAUCGGACUCUGUGGUGAACCAUGCCCCAAGAAGUGCAGAAUCUGUGAUAAGGAGGAAGUUACUAUGAUCCUCUUUGGCGACGAAGACGACGAUAAUGCUCGGUUUGUGGAGUUAGAGGACUGUAAACACGUGAUUGAAGCGAAUGCCCUGGACCAAUGGAUGAAGACGGAUAGUGGAAGCAAGGAAACGUCAGAGGCGACCUCCAUUAAGCUAAAAGAGUGUCCAUGGUGCACAACGCCGAUCAGACGUAAUCUGCGAUUCGGAAACCUCAUCAAACAAGCACUGAAUGAUAUAAAUGCUGUUAAAAGAAAUAUCUUCGGCGACGAAAACACAAUCCACUAUCUCCGUCGAAACCUACAAGAAAAACUUCGAGAAGUUGAGGAGAACAUGGAUUUUUUCGCCAUCGCAAGCGAUGAGAAACUGUUCCUUCAAACGAUGGAUGCCCGCCGAUUCCACGGCAUGGUCAGUUCGACGUCUGCGUUGAGCCAUGGACAAAUCACCGCUUUGAAAAAUAGAGUCCGUUUUCUGGAGGAAAUGAGAGACGUGGCUGAAGCAUUGCGAUCGCUGCGAUCUCCAUCCCUAAAUCAGCAGUACGUUAAUCAGAUGAAGAGUGAGAUAGUUGUCCUGCAGACUUGGUUGUGCCAAGAACCCAUCAACAGGAUGUCCCAGCAGCAGACCGAUGACGCCAACAGAGAAGCAAAGAGGCUCCACCUAGCCCUGAAUUUCUUCCGGAUCCUGGUCCAGAAACCAGCUGCUCAUGACAAAGCCAGCCAACAGGUAAAGGCCGCCGAGCUUCAACUCUUUGACGGGAAGGCCAUGACUGCCCAGCGUGCAGAUGAGGUCAAAAGUCUACUCAAGAUGAUCGUUUCCAAGUCCGGUGGGUUGGGAAUUAGCGAGAAAGAGAGGAAGGAUAUAGUCGCCGCCAUGGGUCUGGCCAAAGGUCAUUGGUUUAAAUGCCCCAACGGGCAUUUGUACGCCAUUGGGGGAUGCGGUGGGGCCUCACAGACGGGCAAGUGCCCUGACUGUGGUCAAGGAAUUGGGGGCACCAAUCACCGUCUGACAGAUGGCAAUAGGGUUGCUUCAGAGAUGGACGGGGCGCGAUAUGCAGCAUGGUCGGAAGAAGCUAAUAACAUGGCGAAUUUCAACCUGAAUGAUUUGCAUUAGAAUUGAAACUUGAUAGCAUUUGGUGAGCAUACAGGCUGUCCUAAUAUUAUCGCAGACAACUUUAUUUCCCUUCUCCGGUAGUCCUUUCAUUCACUUUUCAUAUUUAAGAUGUUCGGCAUUUCAUUACCAACUGUCGACAUGUAUACCGUCGAACAUUAUAUGAAGUAGAAAUCAACUACACCUUCUCUUGACGUAAUUUCUCAUGAUAUUUUCAAUAGAGAUGCCGUGCUGAUGUUAUCAGAAAGAAACACACAUUGUAAAUUUAAUUAUUUGAAAUCAUUUAAUUUGUGAUGCCUUCGCUACAAAGUAGCUGAAGGCAUUUUGUGUUUGGGUUGUCCGUCCUUCCGUACGU
Strongylocentrotus purpuratus (purple sea urchin) is the source of this 10129-nucleotide messenger RNA. Its product is annotated as NFX1-type zinc finger-containing protein 1-like. Gene Ontology annotation, cellular component: nucleus; nuclear RNA-directed RNA polymerase complex. Lineage: Eukaryota; Metazoa; Echinodermata; Echinoidea; Camarodonta; Strongylocentrotidae. The coding region runs from base 1 to 9777 and encodes 3258 amino acids. Gene Ontology annotation, molecular function: helicase activity; ATP hydrolysis activity; zinc ion binding. The record is from RefSeq and is a predicted model, not a curated record. The transcript has 7 exons. Gene Ontology annotation, biological process: regulatory ncRNA-mediated heterochromatin formation.